Cladocopium goreaui is the source of this 3913-nucleotide messenger RNA. The record is from the annotation of a GenBank genome assembly. Lineage: Eukaryota; Dinophyceae; Suessiales; Symbiodiniaceae.
AUUUUUCAGCUCUCGAGACCUGAAAUACAUUUACUCCCCUGACUCCGCUUCCAUGGCGCGGGUCUGUGCACUUUUGGUUGCCAUGGCCACCAUGGCCGCAGGCGAAGACUGUGAGACUUGCGACGGUGCCGCGAUGCUUCAGACUCAGGGCAAAAUCACCACCGAUGAAUCAACAUCGACAUUGCGCAAUUGUGCUGCAUUAUUGGAGAACGAAGACUGUGACUUCGAGACGGAGCCGAAAGCCCAGUUCCACUGCGAGGUGGAGCAUGCCUCGCGCAUGGUCUAUGCCACCUGGGUGAGGCCCGGCGCCAAGGUCUUGGAGGUUGGAGCGCGCUAUGGCCAUGCCACCUGCAUGUUGUCCAAAGUCCUGGGUUUGGACGAAGAGGAAGCUGGAACGGUAAAGUUCAAUAGCCUCGACACAGACUCGAAGCAGACUUCCGGCGCCAAGUUGGUUUCGUCCGACGCGGAUCCACACAUCUGGGACGUCUUGGAAGGCAAUUUGGCGAAGAAGGGCUGCAAUGCUCAAGUGGUGCGGGGAACCGUCGGCUCCAAGAGCUUCAAAUUGGUCACUCCAACUUGGAUGAAGAGGGAUCGAAAUGCAACAGGCUAUAGUGCUUUCACCUCCAACGCCAAUGACCCACGCCCCGGAGUCGUGGUCCCAGCACACUCCGUGAAGUCUCUCAAUGUGACCUUUGACACUUUGGCCAUCGAUUGCGAGGGAUGUUUCAAGACCUUUUUGAAGGAGAAUCCCGAUUUGUUGAAGACUCUCACGAUGAUUAUUGUGGAAGUCCAUCCCGGUGCCUUUGUGAAAAAGAAGAACCAUAAACAUACGAAAGAAGAGAAAGUGGUGGACCAGCUGAUGAAGCAGGGAUGGACAUUGAAGCACUCCAUCAUGGAUCAACGAGUUCUCUGCAGAGGACCUUGUGAACCCCGCUGCGACUUGAACUGGCUGGAGAACCAUGCUCGCGAAUACUAUGGAAACCAGAGUUUCGAGGGUCGCGACGAUGAGCCUCCUGACCCGGACCAGGGCGGUGGUGGCACAGACGUGGCGACGCCUUUCAGUGUGAAGUGGAGUGCCGAAUGGAAGACCAUGCACGACAUCCAUCAGCUUCAGAAGGUAGCAGGACCCAUGACAAAGCUGGGCUGGCUCUUUGCCGGAGUUGCAGUGGGCGUUGGCAUCUCUUAUUCUCCUGCCAUGCUGAUGCAGUACGUCCGGGGGAAGAAGAAAAAGGGCGAGGAAGAGGAGGUUCCCCCCGAUGCCGCGGCGGCCCCAGCUGCCGCGCCUGCCGCGGCUGCCGCGCCUGCCGUGCCUGCCGCCAAAGCUGCGGCGGCGCCGGCGGCAGCCGAAGAGAUGCCGCGAACAGCACAGCACAGCCAGAACUUCUAUCAGAUUUUGGGCGUGGACGUGAACGCCAGCCCUGCAGAGAUCCGCGCCGCUUACAGGCGGAAAGCCUUGGAGGUGCACCCUGACAAGGGAGGAACGGCGGCAGCCUUCCAGCGAGUGAUUGCAGCCUUCGAGCAGCUGGCCGAUCCCUCCCUUCGCCACACCCACGACCAGCGCCUGGCCCCGAAGCCCACGGCGGCGACAGCGCCAGCGCCCGGCGCGGGUCCGCCGCGCGCGGCGGCCAGGCGCCCCAGGGAGGAGCCGCGCAGGGCGAAGACAGGGCGGAAGAAGACAAACAAAGAUGUGGAGAAAACCACUGGCAAGCGCAAAGCCGCAAGCACAUCAUGUCCGCCGCAGAAGCCUUUGCGACUGGAAGCACCAGAGAGGGCACCGAGACAGCGCAGAAGAGCAACCAAACAGGAGAUUGAGAAGAAGCGACUGACCGCAAUCGUUGAAUUGCUCAAGUGCAUCUCCUCCUCAGAACGACGCCACAUCUUCACACAUCGCCUGUCACAAGAACAGCGGCUGGAACUGGAGUCGUUUAUGCAAUUGCAGCGCGACCGCGACAGCGACGGACAUGAUGCCCAUGCUGGCCCUGAGCAAUCUCAGCUGAUUCCCCAGACCCUGUCAGAAGAGCCACCGAGCCCUUCGGUUUUCGAGUCUGCCCAGCGACUGAGGGAUCAGGUCCCUGAUGCUUCCAGUGCUGUUUGGGCACCAAUGGUGGCCCCACGGCGCCGGCGAAGGGAGCCUGAGGAGCCUGCAGCGCCCUGUCCUUCAGUGCAAAGCCCUGCCUUGCGGACGCGUCGCAUUACAGGAGGAAUCCACAAGGUGAGGUUUGAUACCUUCCGGAAGAGAGCUGAACAGAGCUUGUUCUACUGCGCCACCGUGUCGGUAGAAGGUUUGCGGAUCAAGGCAGUUUGUGUUCGCACCCUGGAGGAAGCCAUUGACAUUCAUCUUUUGAUCGUCGCCAUUGCGGAAUGCGUGCGGCGGAAUUGCAGCAGUCGCAUCAAGGACAAAAUCCUGCAGAGCAUCCACGAAGUGUCAGUGGAACAUGCUGUGUGCGAGCAAGACUUGUCGCAGAAGCUGCGUUUUUACUUUGUCCUGGAGACAAGGCUUUGGAUUGGUGUGCCACUGAUGACUCCAUGUUACCGUGUUCGGAACCUUGAUGAGUUUGAUGAGGUGGUGCUCCGUUUCCAAGCGGCCCGCGGCAACGACAAGAUCUUCACCGGCGCCGGACGCCAUGGCAUCCUGACGGCCCUGCCACACCGCGACGUGGAGCAGCGCUGGCACCAGAUCCGCGACGUCUUUCUGGACGUCAAGGAACGGCGCGGCCAAAGUCGGAAGGAGUGGAUGGUCAAACUGGAUCAGAUGUACCAGCACCGGGCACCCGUCCGGGAUGAACUCUGGCGUCGCUUCAACGAAACCAAGAUGCGGCGCUGCGAGCGGGAACAGCGACGCUACGAGAAGUGGAUGAAGCAACUGGAGGCCAGACAGGAAAAGAAAAGGUGUGCGACUUUGGAAAAGAGGCGCAGGCAGCUGGAACGAAAUCUGCAAAGGAAGAGACGACGACAGCAGAAAACUGAAGCGGCCAGCCUUCGGCGCCGCUACGAGCGGCCGCGCAUGAAGGCGGAGGACAAACGGUGCCAAUGCUACUGGCGGAGCGUGUCGCAGAAACGAAAGAAAUUGGAGCGCUUGUUGCAAAAUUGGAGCCGUGCGCACCAAAAAACACAGGCCUCGGCUGAACGAAAGCGGACAGCGCGUCAGGUCAACUACCUUCGCCCGAAUCACAGCAGCCGCGCUUGCGGUGCUGAAAAAGGGCAGCUGCUGCUGGGAUGUGCUGGGCAUAGCCACGACAAAGCUCUGCAGAGUUUGAAGUACAGCAACAACCCUGGAGUCUUAGUGACGGUGUGGGAUGCAAGUGGAAUCACCACCUUCCACAUUCCAGAGGGGCAGAUCCCAGCAGAUCUGAAGGAAGAUAACCCCCAGCCGAACACGUGGCCAGCCAUCUGGCGGAUGGCCUUUAUGCCCUUUGAUCCCAAGACCUGUGUCGACAUUGCUCAUCCGCAGGAGAUUGUGCUCAAUAUCGCCCUCUGUGGCGAUUGGGCUGGCAAUGCGUGGUACAGCUGCAAGGAGUGCAAAAACACAGGUUUCAUCCCCAACUACUGCGUCCCGGGUCACGUGACUGAGCCUGCCACGGACUGCUGCACCAUCUACAUGUCGAACCCCUCGGCAGAAGAACCUUUGAAGACAAAGGCAUAUUUUGACAUCGACUAUGUGAAGGUCUUUGAGCCAAAAGGGGUGAAGAUGCCCAAGUAUGCCGCUGGUACCUAUAGGAAUGGUGGCGUGGGAGUGGGUGACCGAUAGUUUCUCACAGCGACACGCAGAUGAGGCCUGGCCCUGUAGGCGAAGGCUGCGCGAUCUGCGCGACGCCGUCGCUCUCCAAAGUGAGAUCGUGUUAGUAUUUCUUAGGGCGGGCCAGUACUUUUGAAGGACAUCCUGCACCAAAAAGAUUGAUCGAGUGGAAUGCUU